Molecule: messenger RNA, 1052 nt
Organism: Solanum pennellii
Lineage: Eukaryota; Viridiplantae; Streptophyta; Magnoliopsida; Solanales; Solanaceae
Product: universal stress protein PHOS34-like
Exons: 4
Coding region: 238-711 (157 amino acids)
Source: RefSeq, a predicted model, not a curated record
CGGCUGUCACCACAAAAAGAGUUGGUGGCACACCUCAACCCAUCUAUCAUAUGUUCUGUUUAAUCAUAGAGUCUUGAUUACCUACCUAAAACAGAACAGUGUGAGUGAACAAAUAUAAUAGGACAUAAAGGUAAUUGAUUGAUUGUUGAACAAGCAGAGACGGAAAAUACAAAUUUGUACAACUAGAACCUUCUGGCUGCUAAUAAGACAGACUAGAAGAUCCAAAGUGUAAUCGUAAUGGGGGAAAAACCGGUGAUGGUGGUGGGGCUGGAUGACAGCGAAUACAGUUUUUAUGCAUUAGAGUGGACUUUGGAACACUUGUUUAGAUCUUCACCGCCUCCUUUCAAACUCCUUAUCGUUCACACCAAACCUACUGCUACUUCUGCCAUCGGCCUCGCUGGUCCUGGGGGUGCCGAUGUUUUGCCCUAUGUGGAGGCUGAUUUGAGGAAGAUCUCUUCAAGGAUAGCCGAAAAAGCUAAGAAGAUUUGUUCUGCUAAAUCGGUAAACGAUGUUGUAGUUGAGAUUGCGGAAGGUGAUGCUAGGAGUGUCUUGUGUGAUGCAGUAGAGAAGCAUCAUGCCUCUAUGUUAGUUGUUGGUAGUCAUGGUUAUGGAGUUCUGAAGAGGGCUGUUUUGGGCAGUGUAAGUGACUACUGUGCUCACCACGCCCACUGCAGUGUGAUGAUUGUGAAGCGCCCAAAGAUCAAGGCUUGAGAUUUGGUUGAUGCUGUGUAUUUAUAUAAUUCCAAUAAUAAAUAGAAGUUCUGCUGUGGAGUGUGUAUAAUAAAUAAAUAAAAUCAUGUUGAGGUUGAGAAGAAGAGUAGAUUUGGAAAUUGGAGUAGCUAGCAAUUUUCACUAGUCUACACAUGAAUUUUUGUAACAAAACAUAAUAGCUUGGGGCCGUCUCAAAAGAAAAUUAGUAAACCAGAAACAAAAAGCUCCUAUCAGUAGUUUUAUUUGUUAGCGGAUCAUAUCCAUCUUUGUCCUUGUCAUAAGCCAAAUAGAAAAACCUUUCAAAGAAACAAAAUUAUUUUGCGAAAUUGAUGAUUCAAUAA